GCAAGACUUCAUCUUGACAAGAUGCAAAUAUAUAUAAAUAAAAACAGCAUGAUCCUUACAAGCUAAUCUGCUCCCUCCUGGUUCAGUUGAGACUUGCAAUUCAAGAAGAGUGAGGAUUGUUGCCCAGAUAGGAGGCCAAGAACGUCUGAAAUUAUUUCUGUAGAUCAGCUUAGCCUUUUCUGUGAGUCAGCUCCCAAACCCAGAUUUGAACCUAUCACUUCAAGUAUAAUCUGUUUUACCAUAAUACAUUAGAUUUGUCAAUAUCCUGUAGCUUCCCCAGAAAGAAAUUGAUCCUCCUUCAAUUUGGUUUGUUACUGUACAUAUCAUUUUACAGGACAUGGGGAGGAGAAGAAGGUGCAGGAGAUCAAAAGCAUGGAGAGGGUUCAAGGGAGACAAAGAGGAAAACAAGAAAGGUGGAGUCUUAACCAUGUUAAAGCCUUUACACAUUUAAACAUUUAACAUGCUUAAAGUUUUAAUUGUGGAUAAAAGACUUCCCCUCCACCAUCCAUUGACCUCUUUCUCAGUGCCAUGGAUCUUUUUUUCUCUCCCUCCCCAAAACUUAUUAUGGACUCAAAGUCUCUAGUAGGGGAGCCCUACUUUGGUGGGCCUCUUGAGAGCUAUCGGAGUGUAUAGAUUCUUGGGACCUGAUUUUAAUUUACAUCAAGGCUGCUUUACACCACAUUGGCAGAAUAAAAGGGCUUUAAAGUGGAAGUCCAUUUUAAGGUCUCUACAUUGCCAGGUGAGAACAUUAUUCUGAUUUAUGCAGCGUAAAAUGGAUAUAAUAAUCUUUCAUUUUAUUCUGACAGAGUUCUACAAAAAGAGAAAAUUUCCCCACCAAAAUGAAACCUCUUACAAAUUUUAAUGUUGCAAGUGUGUUUCAAUGGAGUCCUACUAACACCUAAAAAUGUAAAAUUUCUGUAAAGAAAUUAACACCUUUUUAAAAAAAAAGUUUCAGUGUAAGAAAUCUCUCAACCUUCAAACAAGCUUGUGGGUGAUGUCAUUAGAUGUUUGACUGCAUCUGUGUGCGUUUUUUUCAGAGUGCUGUCCCAGCUCUGCACAAAUAGUUGGCACAGCAGACCUUGAUCAAACUGCCCAAUAACCACAGCAAAGAAACUUGGUCAGGUUUAUUAACGAAGCAUGGUCCUAAUGCCCUGGCUCAAUGGUUACAGGUACACUAACACAUGUAUGCCCGUUGCAAUGGAGUAGCUCAGUUAGUGGCAGGACUUUCCCUUAUCCCCUAGGCCAGCCAAAGACACUCCCUCUGAGACUUCAUUUUAUAUCCCAAUACAAACAAGUUGCAUGUUGCCCCUCUGACAGUUACUGCCCCCUGACAUGGGUUGUUACUACCCAUUAUCUUGCACAUGUUGGUUUGAUCAAAACAUCUCUAUCCAUCAUUCUGUCAUCCUGACCUUAUCUUUAGGAUGGGUCAACAUGUUCCUGUUAUCUUUAGGGAAUGUACUGAUAUUGAAGUGUUCUGGUACCACCCUUCUGGAAUGUGUUUACUUGAGUGCUUUGUGCCUACCACCUCCUAGCAAUGUGUGUUUUUGCAAUAUCAGCUGUGUUCUUGCCAGAUUCUGUGAGCAGGGCCUUCCUCUUGCUCACAACUUGAUUUUGCUAUGUCAGCAAAGCUUUAACCACUACUGUAGAUCAGGCCUCUGAUACAAGGGCUUAUGUCUCAGACUCUCUUCCUAGUACAGGUGAAAGAAGUGAUCAACAUGUGCCAGAAAUUACAUAAAAUGUGGAACACCUUUAUUUUGUUGCACAUGCUAUAACUGACAAAUUAUAACUAUUUUUUAAAAUGUAUAACUUGUUUUUAAGGAUAUAUUCUCAGUUAAAUAAACCAGUUGACUUUUUUUUGUUAAAGAGAUUUUAUAAAAACAAAAAGCAAGAAAACCAAAUAUGCAACCAAAAAGAUCUUUAAAUGGGCUAUCAGUAAAAUUUGAAUGCUGGGUCUUCAGUUCCCCAUCAGAAACCAUGACUAUUUGCAUGAAGGGCAUAACUGCUGUCCUCUAUAUGGACCAGUUACUAAAGGGGAACUUGACAUACUUUGCUAUUGAGUUACACAACUAUUUUCCCGAUAUCACUAGAAUUUUUGAGAUUAGGAAUCUUCGGAUCAGUUCCUGGCUCUGGAAGAGGCUAUGAUCUGGAGGUUGGCAGUGGUAUAUGGUCCAGUGGUUUCAGACAAUAGAUCAAGGAUAAGAAAUUUUGUGGUUUUUUUUUGUUUGUUUUGUACUGAAAGUCUGUGACAAAAUAGAUAAGGUUAUAUGUUAUAUCUUAGCUCAGUUACCUGUCACUUUUCCCCCCACCCCCGCUCAUUUCUGCAAGCGCAGAGCUGCCCAGCUGAAGAAGGCUGUGUCUCGGCUCCGCUGACUCUGCAGCUGAACGACGUCUCCUGGGUCCUAGCGCCAGUUGUUCUCCCCUUCUGUUUUCUGUGCAAAAUUCCAGCCCCAAGUCCUGCGUUUUUUACCUGGAAAACCCUGUAGCCCCCAGACUGUAGGGGCUGAAUAAAUUGCUUGACUGUUAACCCCUCCUUGUUGAAGCUGCUGUGCAACACAGAGCUCAGAGGCCUAAUGAGCAUUCCUGGAAAUCGCAUACUCUCCGGGCACUGUGUGAAACAGCGACGCUACCAAAUCUUAAGAGCGCGAGUGUUGCAAACCCCUUUGCAACAGCUCUCUCUUUCCGGCAGUGCUCAGCUGGCUUGCAGCAUGCUAGACCCUGAGGGCAGUGUGGAGCACAGGGCUUCUUCCUCCUUCUCCAGAGUUUUUUUCAUCCCUCUAGCCAUGGUCCUUGCUGUAGCAACGCUGCUUUUCUUAGCAUUCGCCGCCUCGCAGCAGAAAGAGAACGAUUUUUAUACAUUUAAAAUGGUAAACAUCAGGGGCAAGCUAGUCUCUCUGGAGAAAUACAGAGGCUCGGUAUCUCUUGUCGUCAAUGUUGCAAGUGAGUGCGGAUUUACAGACAGCCACUACAAAGCUCUACAACAGUUACAGAGAGACCUUGGCUCACAACAUUUUAAUGUGCUGGCAUUCCCAUGUAAUCAAUUUGGGCAGCAAGAGCCAGACAGUAACAAAGAAAUUGAGAGCUUUGCCCGAAAGACUUAUGGUGCCACCUUUCCUAUGUUCAGCAAAAUUGCAGUCACAGGUGCUGGUGCUAAUGCUGCCUUCAAAUAUUUAAUUGAAUCCACAGGAGAAGAACCAACCUGGAACUUCUGGAAGUACCUGGUAGCCCCUAAUGGGAAAGUAGUAAAGGCUUGGGACUCAACUGUCACUAUUCAAGAAAUAAAACCUUACAUCACUGAGCUUUUGAGGAAAAUCCUCCUGAAACAGAAAGAUGAACUGUGACUUUCAAAAGUCCUAUCAUGUCUAUUAUACCUUGAUUGAUAAUUAGAACUGUAAUUUGACCAUUCGCAUUCCAAAAGAGGAAAUAGAGGGACAGGAAAUCAUGAUGACUAUUUGAAGUUUUCCCCAUCAUCCUAAGAAUACAGGAAACAAUAACUGAAUGUGGUAAAAGGUGAUUUAACCUAGGCUUGUGCUAUCAUUCUAAAGUGAUUGAGCUGAAUAUAUGCCUUCUUGGAAAGAAAAUCAGCCAUUUGUUUAUCUCACUAUCUCAAAUCAUCAAUUGUUGAUAUUAUGAAGAGCCAGUUAGGAUUUUUUUGGCAGCCAGGAUCAGUUCAGCUAGAAUUUCCUUAGAGAGACCUUACUAGCAACUGCAAUUCAUUUGUCAUGAUUUUGACCAUGAAUUUCAUUUAAAAAUGCAACCCAAAGUAGAACAGUGCACUUGGUGUAGUGUGGACACAGUUAUAAGGGGCAGGCAAAAAUAGGUUUCCUCAAAGCAGAUACACUUAUAAUAAUAUGUGUCUGCUUAGUUAUAAAGGACAGACACUUCACUCUCUAUUUGUGUCAUGGGUAACUGGGGGAGAAGGGCAUGGGGAGGCCUCAUCUAUAGAACUGAAAUAAAAGACAAAAUUUCCUACAAAAACGUUCUCCAUAAGUUGUGUGAACUGUCUUUAAAUUCUUUGUUUAAAAAAGGGUUGCUGAGUGACAUUAAUUACACAGACUGUACUAAUUUGAACAUCUACAGGACCAGAUUCUCCUCUGGGUAAAUCAGUGUAGCAACACUGAAAUCAGUGAGUUAAGCUGAUUUAUCCCAGCUGAGAAUCUGCUCCUACUGUUAGGUUUCUUUUUUCAAAAUGUUUGUAUUGUGCUUCAUAUUUUGAGGUUUUGGGAGAAAGAACAAUACUCAUUUUGAGUCAGAGUUAAGGUGGCUGUGGUUGAGUUAAGAUUUUGAAAUCUGCUGGCACCAUAUGAAUAAUGUGUUUUUUUUGUGGGCAAUAUAAGAUAAAUUAUGUCUUUGAUUAUUCACUUUUAAGUGCUUAGUUUUGAUAAAUGAUGUGAUAGCCAAGUCCUCUAUCACCCAGCAUCUUUAAUUAUUUUUUACAAGUAGCCAAAUGAAAGACAGCAUUUUUAAACUUUUAAAUAAAUGGGAUAGGACAGAUUAUUAAAUUAAAGGAAUGAGUGGUGCUGUCCAAGUUUAAUGGCUUCUGUAGAGUCCUGCUUCAUUCAAAGCACACCUGACAAAGGCACAUACAUUUACCAUAUAGCUAAGUUAGCCAAACAUGCCUAGCACAGGCUACCGCCUUGAAAACUGCUCAAAGAGUUAGAUCCUUGUCAGACAAAGGACUAGAAUCCACAUACUUAUGGCACUAAAUGCUUACUUCACCAGGGCACAGUGGUUCCAAGCCAAGUUACUGAACCUCUCAAAACCAUAGUUACCUGUUCUAAAAAUACAUGGCUAAUAAUAAUGGUUUGGCCCUACCUGAGUGCUGGUGUAAUUUAGAGCAGCCUUGGGGCUGCUCUGAUGUUUGAUCUGCUUCCCCACGUCCCCUGUGGAACCUGGGAAGCAGAGACUAGCCAUAUAAAUAUAGAAACAUGUUCUCAAUGUACCCGGUUGCACACACUAAAUAAAUAAAUAAAUGUACCUUGUACUCUUGGCAGGUGGUUGUGAUGGUGUUGUGUGUGGGGCGGAAGGAGGAUUAGAGCCAGCCUGGCAUAAUCUGUGCCAGCUGGUGAGGCUCUUUAUGUAGGAUAUAGUCAACUCUUGGAUCAGCCAAAUAAACAAAUUAUCCUAGGUGAAACUCAAAGCACUUUACAAAGGUGGAUAAAUAUAAUUAUCCUCAUUUGGCAGACGGGUAAAUAAGAUGGGAGCAACAAAGAGGACAGGGAAUUUGCCCUAAAUAAUACAGUAGAGGCAGGAAUACAACACAAGGGGGCAAAUUCUCAACUGGAUCUGAGCUCUAGUCAGACACAUUGAGGCGGGGCCAAUAAAAUAGUGGUGGUGGCUCCGUGAUUCCAGGCCACCUGGCCUCAGCACACAUUAGCGCUGGAAGAGAGCAAUCUAACUUAAGCUCGUGAAGGAUCAAACAAUGCAGCUCUGCUGUGUCAUGCAUGCCCUUCCCCUAGAAUGCCUCUAACCUAACUCUUUCCCCCUAUGCGUGGUGGUUGAGGGGUGGGGAGUGGAAGUUACAAGAGGAGGCUAAACUUUCUUUGCUGACUUUACACUGGUGGAGAGAUCCCCUGCCCAAGGGUAAUUGUACACUAGCCAUUUCCAGCCUGGAAAAUCUGACCAAAGUUGAUUAACUGCCAGUCUACUGCCUUAUCCAUUAGGCCAUGCUGCCUUUUGUCAGAGUGUCAGAGAUACCUGAACACAAAGAAGUACUCUGAUAGUUAAUCCCAGGAAAGGGAACAUUCUGGGGAUCACUAUAUUUUAGGUGAGGAGAUUUGUGAUUUACAGUAUGAGAGACAAAUACAGCUAGAUGGGUUUUAAGAUACUGCUGGAGAAUGCCUUCUUUCUCACCCCUCUUCUUAGGAGGUGCACUUGCUAAAAUUCUCUCCAAAAUUAGACUAACAGCGCUCACAAAAGGACACUGUUGCUCUGCAUGAUAUUAGGUCACUUGGUUUCCAAGGAUGGUGUGACAGUGGCAGAGGAAAAAACUGGUACUCCAGAAUAAUAUAAAAGACUAAAGUGCAAUCAUUUGCAGAACAGAAAAGAGGGGCACUUUUCUGGUGCCAACAUGUGCAAAUCCAACUUUGUAAAACUGUUAGCUUUUCCCAGAAAGGGAUAAAAGAAAUCUUAGUUUCCUUGCAAUUAUAAUUUUAGUUAAGUGAUAAACCAUGACGGGGAGUGGUUACUCUGAUAACAAGCAGCCCAAUGCUCAUUUCUUUCUUUUCCUCAGAGGUGUGACUCUUUCAGCAUAAAUUAAUUAUACUUUAUUUGGGGAAUGAUUAUUGCAGAUGAACUCUGUAAUCCACACACUGUUCAUCCGGUCCUUAUAAACAGAUAUGCCACAGACUGCUCCUGAGAUCCAUGGACUUGUAAAUUGGAUGGUAAUUCCAAGUUUAAAUUAUAAUCACUUUUUCUUGUCCUUAAUUAGUCAUACCAUUCAUUUUCAUGGUUUAUAUUACCAUAUGCAUGCCAGGUACUUUACAAAUAUAUCAAUAAAUAAGUUGCCACUAGAGCAGAAGAAAUGGUUCUUCUGUCCUGCAGGAGUUUUCUGGGUUUUUCUCAAAAUUGUUUGUGAACCAAUAAUCCUAAUAUCUAUCUAUCUAUCUAUCUAUCUGGAUCAAGUCAGUCAAAACAUUUU
Molecule: messenger RNA, 6637 nt
Organism: Gopherus evgoodei (Goodes thornscrub tortoise)
Lineage: Eukaryota; Metazoa; Chordata; Testudines; Testudinidae
Gene: GPX7
Product: glutathione peroxidase 7
Exons: 5
Coding region: 2571-3338 (255 amino acids)
Biological process (GO): response to oxidative stress
Molecular function (GO): glutathione peroxidase activity
Source: RefSeq, a predicted model, not a curated record